AUGGUGAGAACGAAAACCAACAUUGGGACACCAUACGAAUCACCAAUCACAUUACAAACAGACAUACGCACAUGUAAACGUAAUCAAGUAAACACAGAUAAACUUAUCAGAAAAAGUACAACACAAGGAUUCAUGUUUCAUGAUAAAACUGCAGAUCCUGACGUCGUUGUUGUCGCCUUUAGAGGUACCGAAGUCUUUGAUGCAGAUGCAUGGUGCACUGACAUUGAUAUCUCCUGGUACGAGCUCCCGGGCAUGGGAAAAAUACAUGGUGGUUUUAUGAAAGCAUUAGGGUUAUUGAUUGGUCAAGGUUGGCCGAAAGAAAUGAACCAACAGGAUAUAGUUGCGUAUCCAGUUGCGUAUUACACCAUCAGAGAAAAAUUGAGGACACUUUUGAAUGAAAAUAGUAGAACAAAAUUUAUAUUAACAGGUCACAGCAUGGGUGGGGCACUUGCAAUUCUCUUUCCUGCAGUUCUGGCAUUGCAUGAAGAGACAUUUUUGUUAAAGAGAUUGGAAGGAGUGUACACUUUUGGGCAACCUAGGGUUGGGGAUGAGGAGUUUAAGACGUUUAUGAAAAAACAGAUGAAUAAGUAUGACUUUAAAUAUUUAAGGUUUGUUUACUGUAAUGAUAUGAUCCCUAGGUUGCCCUCAGAUGACUCUACAUUUUUGUUCAAGCAUUUUGGGACAUGCCUCUACUACAAUAGCUGUUACAAAGGGAAGAUAGUUGAAGAAGAACCAGACAAAAAUUAUAUCUCAUUGUUGGCGACGAUACCCAGAAUCCUAAAUGCGUUUUGGGAGCUGUUAAGAAGUUUUAUUCUUCCAUACAAAAAGGGACCAGACUACUGUGAAAGUUGGUGGCUGAUAUUGGUGAGAUUUGUUGGACUGGCGCUCCCGGGUUUAGCCGCUCACAGUCCCCAGGAUUAUGUUAAUAUAUCUCGACUGGGUUCUCCUUCUAUUUAUGUCAAGCUUAAAGAGUGACAUUUGAAAAGUUUCG
Messenger RNA from Pistacia vera, 991 nucleotides. RefSeq lists its product as uncharacterized. The record is from RefSeq and is a predicted model, not a curated record. Gene Ontology annotation, biological process: lipid metabolic process. Gene Ontology annotation, molecular function: triacylglycerol lipase activity. The transcript is spliced from 2 exons. The coding region runs from base 1 to 975 and encodes 324 amino acids. NCBI's taxonomy places the organism in Eukaryota, Viridiplantae, Streptophyta, Magnoliopsida, Sapindales, Anacardiaceae.